Prosopis cineraria is the source of this 1319-nucleotide messenger RNA. Its product is annotated as putative GDP-L-fucose synthase 2. NCBI's taxonomy places the organism in Eukaryota, Viridiplantae, Streptophyta, Magnoliopsida, Fabales, Fabaceae. Gene Ontology annotation, molecular function: GDP-L-fucose synthase activity. The coding region runs from base 139 to 1107 and encodes 322 amino acids. Gene Ontology annotation, biological process: nucleotide-sugar biosynthetic process. The record is from RefSeq and is a predicted model, not a curated record. The transcript is spliced from 2 exons.
AGAGUAGAGGGCCUGUCGGCGAGCAUUUGCGGCCCAAUUUGUAAGCCUUAAAAUGUGCAUCGAGGUGGGUUUAAGUUUUGAGGUCAGCGUUGGGCAACUGAAACUAUAAGCUUCAUCAGAUCUUUUUCUUCACCGGAGAUGGGAGGCCAAGACAAUGCAACAGCAUCAUUCCUUCCCGACAAAUCUGCCAAGGUGUUCGUUGCUGGUCACAGGGGUCUCGUCGGCUCAGCCAUCGUUCGCAAGCUAACCCAACUUGGCUUCACUAAUCUCGUUCUACGCUCCCAUAGCGAGCUUGAUCUCACUCGCCAGUCUGACGUUGAAGCUUUCUUUGCCUCCGAAAAGCCUCAAUUUGUUAUUGUUGCUGCGGCUAAAGUCGGUGGCAUUCAUGCCAACAACACUUACCCCGCCGAUUUCAUUGCCAUCAAUCUCCAAAUCCAGACGAAUGUGAUUGAUUCUGCUUAUCGCAAUGGCGUGAAGAAACUCUUGUUUCUGGGAUCCUCUUGUAUUUACCCCAAAUUCGCACCACAACCGAUCCCGGAAAAUUCUUUGCUUACUGGCCCCUUAGAGCCCACGAACGAAUGGUACGCCAUCGCUAAGAUUGCUGGGAUCAAAAUGUGCCAGGCUUACAGGAUUCAGUAUAACUGGGAUGCGAUUUCGGGUAUGCCGACGAACUUGUAUGGUCCCUACGACAAUUUCCAUCCCGAGAAUUCGCAUGUUUUACCUGCUUUGAUGCGAAGGUUUCAUGAAGCUAAGGUGAAAGGUGCCAAAGAGGUUGUCGUAUGGGGAACAGGAAGUCCAUUGAGGGAAUUCUUGCACGUCGAUGAUCUGGCGGAUGCUGUUGUGUUUUUGAUGGACAAGUACAGUGGAUUGGAGCAUGUUAAUGUAGGGAGUGGGAAGGAGGUAACUAUCAAGGAGUUAGCUGAGUUGAUGAAGGAAGUGGUGGGAUUUGAGGGUGAUCUUGUUUGGGAUACCACGAAGCCUGAUGGGACUCCUAGGAAGCUGAUGGAUCGCUCGAAACUUGCAGGACUGGGCUGGACGCCAAAAAUUUCGCUCAAGGAUGGGCUUGUUGAUACCUACAAAUGGUACUUGGAGAAUGUCAUGCUAUAAUGUAGUUUGUUAAUGGGAAUGUGCCAUACAAAAAUUAUAGGUACCUGUUUUUCCAUCAUGAUCUUAUUUUAGUUUUAUUCAUAUUGGGCACAAUAUGACCAGUGAUUCUGUAUCAUUUUAUGAGGAAUCAAUAUCUUAAUGCUAGCUUGUUGUAUCUCGUGAUAUUGUGACAAUCAACUGAGCUAUCGCUAAAAGCUCUACAUUGAAUCUUA